Temnothorax curvispinosus is the source of this 1151-nucleotide messenger RNA. RefSeq names its product pyridoxine/pyridoxamine 5'-phosphate oxidase-like. Gene Ontology annotation, molecular function: FMN binding; pyridoxamine phosphate oxidase activity. The record is from RefSeq and is a predicted model, not a curated record. Lineage: Eukaryota; Metazoa; Arthropoda; Insecta; Hymenoptera; Formicidae. The transcript has 6 exons. Gene Ontology annotation, biological process: pyridoxal 5'-phosphate biosynthetic process; pyridoxine biosynthetic process. The coding region runs from base 53 to 874 and encodes 273 amino acids.
UUAAGAUAACGCUGACGGUACCGCUCCUUUUUCCCGUUUGAGUAUUGACUCGAUGCGUUCCAUGCAUGCGCGGUUAGCGUCAGUCGCGCUUCGUUCGUGCAGUAAGUCGGUCAGCUGUCCCGUCGUCGAGCAAUUGGGCGCACGAUCGUGCAACGUCAUGUCGCUCCGGAAUGAGAGUUACACCGUUGACAUUGGAGAUAUGCGAGUAAAAUACAAAGAUAGAAACGAGACUUUCACGGAGGACAGUUUAACUAGCAAGGAGCCUAUCGGACAGUUCAAAGCAUGGUUCGAGAAGGUAUGCAAUACUCCACAAAUUAUGGAGCCCAAUGCGAUGUUUCUUGCAACAGCAACGAGAGAUGGCGUACCAUCCGUGCGCGCGGUGUUGUUGAAAGGCUUCGGCACGGACGGCUUCAAGUUUUGCACGAAUUACGAAAGCAGGAAAGGCCGCGAAUUAGCUGAAAACCCACAUGCCGCGCUGACCUUCUACUGGGAAUCUCUUAACCGAAGCGUACGUAUCGAAGGUAUCGCGAAGAAAACCUCGGCGGAAUAUUCGGAUCGUUAUUUCCAAAGUCGGCCGUAUGCGAGUCAGAUCGGGUCUAUGGCCAGCAAGCAAAGCAGCGUGAUCGCUAGCAGGCAGACUCUCAUUGUGAAAGAAAGAGAGCUGCUUGCACAAUUUCCAGAGAAUCAAGUUAAAAGACCUGCCCACUGGGGCGGUUAUCUCGUCGUGCCACAUUCCGUAGAAUUCUGGCAAGGUCAGAGCGAUCGUCUUCACGACAGAAUCCGUUUCAGACGUCCAAAAGCGGACGAGAAAAUAGACAAUAUUCUCUUGCAUCAAGGAGAGGACGGAUGGGUUUACGAAAGACUUUCGCCAUAGAAAAACAUUUAUUGACCAAGUUAAUGAGCUUUGCGUACACAAGAAGAGAAAACAGUCGAGCAAAUCUUGCUGCGGAAGAAUCGCUAUUGUUGAUUAUUGCAACAUUCCGAGCCGAUACCUCAUAUUUUUACGAAGACAAUAAUAUUAUUCACCAGACAUGUGAUAUUUUUCGUGGGGUUUUCUCGUGAGCUUCAGGAUUUCUCUGUUUACGCCUAAAAUAUAUACAGUCGAUAUCGUCGAAUAUCGAAAGAGAAAUAUAUUUAAAAUUAAUUGUUAA